AGAGAAUUUGUAGAGAGAGAAAGCAUUGAGAAAGGGACUAUCAGAGUUUAGAAGAUACAGAGAGAGAAAGAGAGAAAAUCUGUGCAUGCCAUUGAGUGAAGAACCAAGAGGAACAAGGAGGAGGCACUGGAAUCAAAAUGGGUUUUGGGUGUUGAUUCAAAGGGUCUUUUUUGUUUUUCAUUAAAAAAUUAUUUUUUUGUUAGAGAAAACAAUUAUUCAAGGACUUGAAAGCCAUUGACUUUCUGAUUCCCUUCGAGUCAUUAUCCCAGAGAGAGAAAGCGUGGAAGGAUCUGAAAAUUAAAGUUUAAAAGCCAUAAAAGAGAAGAACUUUCUGGCAUUUUACUUUGUCACUGCCAAACAAAAGUGUAAAAAGACAAAUAAUUGGUCGGUUCAGGUGUGAAAUACAGAAAAGAAAAGAAUUUGGGACAUUUGCUCUUGUUGCUGAGGAGGGUUGUGCAAAUUCGAGAAACAGAAAAGGAAAAUGGAGGGCAAUAGUGAGAUGGGUCUUCUUGGAGAAAGUUUUGAUACUAAUUUUGUGGGGAGGAUGAGGGAUGAUGAGUAUGAAAGCCGGUCUGGGAGUGAUAAUUUCGAUGGAGGAUCUGGUGAUGAUCAAGAUGCUGGUGAUGAUCAACCACAGAAGAAGAAGAAGAAGUACCAUAGACACACCCCUCAACAAAUUCAGGAGCUUGAAGCGUUCUUCAAGGAGUGUCCUCAUCCAGAUGAGAAGCAAAGAUCAGAUCUUAGUAAGAGGCUUGGCUUGGAGAAUAAGCAAGUCAAAUUCUGGUUUCAGAAUCGACGAACCCAGAUGAAGACGCAACUGGAACGCCAUGAGAACAUGAUUCUUAGGCAGGAAAAUGAGAGGCUCCGAGCUGAGAACAGUGUAAGGAAGGAUGCUUUGGCAAAUCCGAUAUGCAACAACUGUGGUGGACCAGCUGUUCCUGGCCAAAUUUCAUUGGAAGAACAUCAGACUAGAAUUGAAAAUGCUCGGCUAAAGGAGGAAUUGAACCGAAUAUGUGCCCUAGCAAACAAGUUCCUGGGCCGGCCCCUCUCAUCACUGGCCAGUCCCAUUCCUCUGCCAGCCUCAAAUUCUGGUCUAGAGCUUGCUAUUGGAAGAAAUGGGAUGAAUGGUUCAGGCAAUUUUGGCAUGUCCUUGCCAAUGGGACUUGACGUGGCAGAUGGUGUUUUGGGCUCCUCACCUGCAAUGUCUGGUAUGAGUGUUAGAUCACCAAUGGGAAUGAUUGGAAAUGAAGUCCAGAUUGAGAGAUCUAUGCUUCUAGAUCUUGCAUUAACUGCUAUGGAUGAAUUAAUCAAGUUGGCUCAGCCAGAUACCCCUCUUUGGAUUAAGAGUCCUGAUGGAAGGAAUGAAGUAUUGAACCAUGAGGAGUAUGCAAGAACAUUUUCUCCUUAUCAUGGUCCCAAACCAACUGGUUAUGUAACCGAAGCUACAAGAGAAACUGGUAUAGUAUUAGUCAACAGUUUAGCCCUUGUGGAAACAUUGAUGGACACGGAUCGAUGGUCAGAGAUGUUUUCUUGUGUGGUUGCUAGUGCUGUCACCCUGGAUGUAAUAUCUGGUGGUAUGGGAGGAACCAGAAAUGGUGCUUUGCAAGUGAUGCUUGCUGAGGUUCAAUUGCUUUCUCCACUAGUUCCUGUUCGUCAAUUGAGUUUCCUCAGGUUUUGCAAACAGCAUGCGGAAGGUGUAUGGGUUGUUGUUGAUGUUUCAGUUGACAUUGGUCGUAAUGCUACCAAUGCACAGCCAUUAAUGAGCUGCAGGAGGCUUCCUUCUGGCUGUAUUGUGCAGGAUAUGCCCAAUGGUCUCUCCAAGAUUACUUGGGUUGAUCAUUACCAAUAUGAUGAGAGUGUUGUUCACCAACUUUAUCGCCCAUUAGUUAAUUCUGGCAUUGGCUUUGGUGCUCAAAGAUGGAUUAACACCCUCCUAAGGCAGUGUGAAUGCUUUGCAAUCCUCAUGUCUCCAAUCCCAUCUGAGGACCCCACAGCCUUAAACCAAUCCGGUAAGAGAAGCAUGCUGAAGCUUUCACAACGCAUGACUGAUUAUUUCUGCUCUGGGAUUUGUGCUUCAUCCACUCGCAAGUGGGAUGUCCUUCAUGUUGGUAAUCUGAGUGAUGACAUGAGAAUCAUGGCCCGGAAGAAUGUGGAUGACCCGAGUGAGGCUGGCAUUGUGCUGAGCGCUUCAACUUCUGUUUGGAUGCCGGUCUCGCGGCAAAGGGUGUUUGACUUUCUGCGUGAUGGACAGUUGAGAGGCGAGUGGGACAUGCUGUCCAAUGGGGGACCAAUGCAGGAGAUGCUCCAUAUUGCUAAGGGACAAGAACAUGGAAAUUGUGUUUCUAUCCUCCGUGCUGCUAACAGCAACGAGAGCAACGUGCUAUAUCUGCAAGAGUCAUGGAGUGAUACCUCCGGUUCAAUGGUGGUGUAUUCCCCUAUCAACAUGCAAUCCUUGAACAUGGUGAUGAGCUGCGAAGAUUCAUCUUUCGUCACUCUCCGUCCUUCGGGCUUUGUUGUUUUGCCAGAUGGUCAUUCAAACAAUGGCGAUGGCAGUGGUGGUAGUGACAGCGGCGGAAGCUUACUAACCGUUGGGUUACAAAUGUUGCAGAAUGGCCAGCAUGCAGCUAAACUCACUGUGGAGUCCAUUGAAACUGUUAAUAACCUAAUCACAUGCACCAUUCAGAAGAUCAAAGAUGCACUUGGAGUUGCAUGAUGAACCCUUUGGUUGAUUCAAUUUAUAUACAUUAAAACCCUAUUGAUUAUAUUUUUUUACUUUGAAAAUGACAACAUAAAAGAGGGUCUUAUAUUUGGAUGUAUAGUGGAUUCUAGCAUAGUGGAAGAGGUUGAGAUAGAGAAAGGGUUUUGAGUCAAGAACGAACCGCGAAUUAGCAAAGUGCAAUUUGCUUUGUUGUGGUGUGGUUCGGGUAUUGACUCGUUACGUGUUAGUCUCAACUCUCUUAUAUGACCAAAAGAAUAUUGUUAUUCAUACAUCCUUUAUUUAUAGUUGAAGUAAAACUGCUUGACUUUGUUAUUACUUUGUAUUUAUAAUUUAUUUAUUAAAUGCAUUUUCAUGUUUCAGUU
Messenger RNA from Abrus precatorius (Indian licorice), 3081 nucleotides. Its product is annotated as homeobox-leucine zipper protein ANTHOCYANINLESS 2-like. The transcript has 11 exons. Bases 482 to 2713 code for a protein of 743 amino acids. Gene Ontology annotation, biological process: regulation of DNA-templated transcription. The record is from RefSeq and is a predicted model, not a curated record. NCBI's taxonomy places the organism in Eukaryota, Viridiplantae, Streptophyta, Magnoliopsida, Fabales, Fabaceae. Gene Ontology annotation, molecular function: DNA binding; lipid binding; DNA-binding transcription factor activity, RNA polymerase II-specific.